Pseudovirgaria hyperparasitica is the source of this 1725-nucleotide messenger RNA. RefSeq names its product thioredoxin-domain-containing protein. Gene Ontology annotation, cellular component: endoplasmic reticulum lumen. Gene Ontology annotation, molecular function: protein disulfide isomerase activity; protein-disulfide reductase activity. NCBI's taxonomy places the organism in Eukaryota, Fungi, Ascomycota, Dothideomycetes, Acrospermales, Acrospermaceae. The transcript is spliced from 3 exons. Gene Ontology annotation, biological process: response to endoplasmic reticulum stress. The coding region runs from base 1 to 1449 and encodes 482 amino acids. The record is from RefSeq and is a predicted model, not a curated record.
AUGGUGAACACAGCUAUCGUCACGGCGCUCGCUGCUGGAGCCCUUCUGAGCACUCCUGUUUCCGGAGCUAUCUACCUUAAGAGCUCCCCAGUACUCCAACUAGAAAAUGCGAAAGCCUAUGACAGACUGAUUGCGCAGUCCAAUUACACUUCUAUUGUCGAGUUCUACGCCCCCUGGUGUGGCCAUUGCCAGAAUCUGAAGCCAGCAUAUGAAAAGGCUGCGAAGAACCUUGCUGGCCUGGCCAAAGUGGCGGCCAUGAACUGUGAUGAGGAGGCGAACAAGCCGUUCUGCGGCCAGAUGGGCGUUCAAGGCUUCCCCACCUUGAAGAUUGUCCGACCAGGCAAGAAAGCAGGAAGACCAACUGUGGAAGACUACCAGGGCCCGAGGUCUGCCAAGGGUAUUGUAGAUGCUGUCGUGGACAAGAUCCCAAACCAUGUCCAGCGCAUAACAGACAAGAAUCUGGACGGGUUCUUGGAGGGAGAUCACCCGAAGGCUAUUCUGUUUAGUGAUAAGGGACCGAUUAGUGCGCUACUGAGGUCACUGGCGAUCGACUAUCUAGGGACUGUGUCGUUUGCACAGAUCCGCAAUUCGCAGGAAAAGGCUGUCAAGCAGUUUAAUGUGGAGAAUUUUCCAACCCUGGUACUACUUCCUGGCGAUGGCAAAGAGCCCGCCGUAUACGAUGGGGCCAUGAAGAAGGAGGGGAUGGCAAAGUUCCUCGCACAGGUCGCAGAGCCCAAUCCAGAUCCGGCGCCCAAACCAUCAAAGAAAGACAAAAAGCCACAGGAUAAGAAGGAGAAGCCGAAGGAAUCAGCAUCGUCCAUUACCCUCGAGGAUGAAGCUAUCCCGACAGAGGCUACAGAUCCAGAGACAUUGGAAGACGUCAACAAGCAGAAGCCAGUCAAGGUUGACAGCGGGCCACCUAUGCUUGAGAUGCUCGAACAUGCGCCGGCACUGGAAGAAAAAUGCAUGCUUCACAACUCAGGAUCUUGUCUGCUCGCUCUGUUGCCACAAAAACCUCUGGACAAUCCGGAUGCUGUACUCGACGAACAAUCUCGCACGGCCCUAGCUUCGCUUGGAGAAGUCCAACAUAAGCACACUGGCCGCAUCUUCCCGUUCUACGCCGUCCCAGCCAUCAACACAGCUGGAAUCCGACUUCGAGGCGGGGUUGGCUUAGACAAAGAUGAGAAGCGCAUUGAGAUUGUUGUCAUCAACGCUAAGCGUAACUGGUACCGUCAUUUCCCGGGCGAUGAUUUUGGAACUAUUGCAAUUGAAGAGUGGAUUGAUCAGAUCAGGAUGGGUGAAGGUAAGAAAGAACGACUACCCACUGGGCUUAUUCCCGACGCACCGGAAGAAAUGACUUCUCCGGAGGAACCCGUGGUUGAAGAGACUAUCGUCGAGGAGGAAACUGUCAUUGAUGUUGGGAAUGAGGGAACCCAUGAUGAGCUGUAAGGCAUCUAUAAAGUUUGUGUUGUCUGUUUCUACACACUGGAAGGUACCACGAAAAAUAAAUAUAGCAAACAUAUGGUUGUACAAGAAUGCCACUCUCUGUUGGUUGCCUACAGACUCCCGUCGCGAUGUGAGCUAGAAGCCAUUAUCAGAAAUCCCGACCUUCAUCUGAGGUGAAUGGUAUCCGCCUGCAGCUCGCUGAUCAAGACAGGACCGAGUUCACUUCUUCAAUCAUCCGUCCGUGCUUCGAUCACCUGAUGCUUCCUAUAACUUGUCCGC